This is a messenger RNA of Salvia hispanica, 786 nucleotides long. NCBI's taxonomy places the organism in Eukaryota, Viridiplantae, Streptophyta, Magnoliopsida, Lamiales, Lamiaceae. The record is from RefSeq and is a predicted model, not a curated record.
AUGUGUCUCUUGAUCAACGUGCCCAACAUUUUGGGGGGUAACACAAGGAAAACAAAACUUCCAUGGGGAAAUGGAAAGGGAGAAGAGCCUCUUCACCUAGUGGAAGCCUCGCGCCGCGCCCUCCUCAGCCUUGCUGAGUCCCAAGAGAAAUCAAGUUAUUUUUGGCAGUUUGUCAAGAAAUAUAAUCAACCCAAGGUAGAAAAUGAAAGCUCAAGAGCUGUGUGGAAAGUGCUGAACAGUCCGUUUCGGUCGGUGACGGAUCUCAAAGCAAAGGGCAUCCAUUUUCGGCGGAGUUCAUAUUGCUUGACGGACUUCAAGUUCCUCUCCUUCGCCUUCUACGCUCAACUCCAACUUCCUUCCUUCUACGUAACACACAAUGCCAAAGUGUACUUCUCAAAUAUGAUUGCGUUCGAGAUGUCUCCCGAGACACACACAGACUAUGCUGUAACGACUUACUUUAAUUUCAUGAAACCGCUGAUCCACAAUGCUAAUGAUGUGAAAGUGCUGCGGGAGAAAGGCAUAUUGUACAGCUUGUUGGCGAGCGAUGAAAAGGUGGUUGAAUUGUUUAAAAGCAUCGACACUUAUGGAUACUCAAACUUUGGCCUUUUUCGUGACGUGAAGAUGAGGAUUGAGGAGCACUGCAACAACAAAGCGAGGACGUGGAUGGCUGAUCUCCUGAACACCAAAUUUCAGAGCCCAUGGACUGUUAUAGCUCUUGUCACGGCCACGUUUUUGCUAUGUCUUACUUUUUUGCAAACUUACUUUACAAUUAAUCCACGCGAUUGA